CCCGAGCGCCAGGCCGCCGGUCGCCGCUCCGCCCGUGGGCCAGGCCGGGGCUGCCGCGAGCUUGCGGGCCGCGCCGGGCAUGUCCUAGGCGGCGGCCCCGCCCAGCGCUCGGCUGGCCGGGCGGGAGGGCCGGGGCCGAGCCGGGGCCGAGCCGCAGGGCCAGGCGGGCCUGCCCAGUGCCAAGAUGAGUGUCACCUCCUGGUUCCUGGUGGGCAGCGGCGGCACGCGGCACCGGCUGCCCCGAGAGCUCAUCUUCGUGGGGCGGGAUGACUGUGAGCUCAUGCUGCAGUCUCGCAGCGUGGACAAGCAGCAUGCUGUCAUCAAUUACGACCAGGACAGGGACCAGCACUGGGUGAAGGACCUGGGCAGCCUAAAUGGGACCUUUGUGAAUGAUGUGCGCAUCCCGGACCAGAAGUAUGUCACGCUGAAGCUCAACGAUGUCAUCCGAUUCGGCUACGAUCCCAACAUGUACGUGCUGGAGCGUGUGCAGCACCGCGUCCCCGAGGAGGCUCUCAGGCACGAGAAGUACACCAGCCAGCUGCAGGUGAGCGUCAAGGGCCUGGCACCCACGGGGGGAACAGCCCCUCCGCAGCACACGCCUUACUGCGAGUCCUCGAGCCCCAGGCUGGAGAGGGGGGACCGGAGGCUGGGAGCAGAGGCAGCGACCUACCGCACACCCCUGUAUGGACAGCCCUCCUGGUGGGGGGAGGAUGAUGGCGGCGACCCGUCUGAGGACCGGCGCCAGGAGGAGCCCUGCACAGAGCGGCCCAAAGAGCUGGUGCAGCAGGAUGGGGAGCUCGCAGGGAUGACGGCCGCCGCCCGGGCCACUGCAGAGUCUCCGGGGUGCGCCUUCCGGCGGGAGCCCAGCUACUUCGAGAUUCCCACAAAGGAUGCCCCCCAGCCCGAGGCACCCCCCCAGGAUGGGGAGCUGGGGAGGGACGGGGCCGCCCCUGUUGUGCAGAGCCACGCCUCCUUCACCAUCGAGUUCGAUGACUGCAGCCCGGGCAAGGUCAAGAUCCGGGACCAUGUCACCAAGUUCUCCCUGCGCCAGCGGCGGCCCCCGGGCAAGGAGGCUGCACCCGUUGAGGUGGUCUCCGCCGAGACCAAGGUGGCCGACUGGCUGGUGCAGAACGACCCCAGCCUGCUGCGCCGGGCUGGCCCUGGAGAUGACCGCCACAGCGCCAAAAGCGACCUGCCUGCCCACACCCGCACCCUCAAGGGCCACAAGCACGAGGAUGGCACACAGAGUGACUCGGAGGACCCCCUGGCCAAGGCAGUGGUGGCUGGGGUGCCUGCGGAGGGCAGUGGGGAGCAGGUGCGGCUGCAGAGGCAGAUCAAGCGGGAUCCCCAGGAGCUGCUGCACAACCAGCAGGCUUUCGUCAUCGAGUUCUUCGACGGGGACACACCCCGCAAGAAACGCUCCCAGUCCUUCACGCACACACCGCCCGGGGACCCCAAGGCCGACAAGCGCAGAGGCCCUGGGCCAGCUGACAGGGACCGCCUGGGGGCCCCAGCUCCGGCCCGUGGCGCGGGCAGCAGCUCGGGGCCUCAGCGGGCCGGCUCCCUGAAGCGGGAGAGGACAGAGGAGCGGCUAGGCAGCCCCUCGCCAGCACCCCGGGCCUCCGCCCGCCCCUUUGGCAGUGUGGGGCGCCGGUCCCGCCUGGCGCAGGACUUUGUGGCCCAGUGCCUGCGGGAGGGACCCCCGGCCACCCGGCCUGGCCCCGAGAAGGUGCCCCCCGUGCUGCCAGCCCCCAUGACACCCCGUGGGGUCAGCCCCGCUGCCCCCUCGACUCCACCACCCCCCUCCGCAGACCCCCAGCUCACCAAGGCGCGCAAACAGGAGGAGGAGGACAGCCUCAGCGACGCGGGCACCUACACCAUCGAGACGGAGGCGCCGGACCAGGAGGUGGAGGAGGCCCGUAGGAUGAUCGACCAGGUCUUUGGGGUACUGGAGUCCUCUGAGCUUUCCAGGGCAUCCUCAGCCACUUUCCGCCCCAUCAUCAGGGGGCACAGAGACGACUCUGGUGACGGGGUGGCCCAGCGGGUGGCCCUGCUACAGGAGUUUGCGUCCCGGCCAGCGGGCAUGGCCCCCCAGGGGGAGCUCCAGCAGGGCCUCCUGGUACCAGGCUCCCCUGGGGGUCAGAAGUGGGUGUCCCGCUGGGCCAGCUUGGCUGACAGCUACUCAGACCCGGGGAUGGCAGAGGAUGGCCCCGGGCGCAGAGCCGGGGAACUGGAGGGGACCCUGCCUGUGCGUCAGCGGCGACUGCUCCCACAGCUGCCCAGUGACAGGGUGGACAACCCCACAGGCCCUGAGGCUGCCAGGAGGAGUGGGUCUGGGCUGCUGGAGCCAGGCAGUGAGCAGGCCAACUGCCUCCUGGGCCAAGAGGACCUGGAGCCUGACAGCCUUAGUGAUGCCAGUGGGUCGGACGGCGGGCGGGGCUCCGAGCCUGGCGGGGGCCGGCAGGAAGAGAGACGCAAGAGCCCCCGGGAGGGACUGGCCUGGACGAAGGGCCUGCACGCGCCCAGGGCCCCUGGAGAACCAGCCCCCACCUCUUUCUUCAUUGGGGACAAGAACAAGGAGUCAGCCCUCCCCAGGGAACCCCCUGUGGCUCCAGGGGGGGUGGAAGGCCUAGGGCAGGGGGUUCAGUGCAGCCCCCCGGCGAGGGACGGCACCUACGUCAGCACCAGUGGGAGGCUGGUCCUCCAGCUGCGGACUGGGCGGCCGCCGGGGCCUGAGGGCCCCACCCAGGCCCCGGCCAAGGAGGCCUCGGCCUUUGUCUGGCAGGAGAGCUUCACCAGGGAGGUGGCCAGCUGCCCCCCAGCGCCCAGCCAGCUCCCGCACAUUUCCAGCCACCCCCUCCUGCAGGACCUGACCACAGCCCGGGCCUCACGCAUGGACCCGCACUCCCAGGACACCCACCUGAUCUUGAAGGAGACAGAGACCGCUCUGGCUGCCCUGGAGGCCCGACUAUUCUCCAAGCCCCCAGAGGAAGUCAAUGGCGAGGCAGGUAGUGCCCCAGGGCCCCUGGAUGACUCCCUGUCUGGGGACUCUGAUGUGGACACGGCCAGCACUCUCAGCCUACUCAGUGGCAAGAAUGGGCCCAGCCCUCCCAGCCCCCAGCCCACAGGGCUGCCAAAGGAGAAGCCGCCGUCCCCUCCAGCAGUACGGGAUGCCGCAGGGGUCACCCCGGGCACUGCCCGGGAGUCUCUCUCAGAGAAGCAGUGUUGUCCUCCGGGCAUGACGGAUAUGGAUCGAGUAGAACCAGUGAAGUGCCUGUCUGUGCAGUGUGGCCACAGGCCCCGAGGUCCCUCAGACUUCCCUGACGAGGAACGAGGCUCUGGCCUUGCCUGGGCAUCUGGUGUAGAUGCCAUCACCUCUGACCACGAGACCUCUGGGGCCAGUGGGACAGGGCGUCCAGGGCCCCGCCAGAAACCCACAGCCCCGCCGCCAUCCCCAGCCGCCCGGGAAGAGCAAAGCCGCGGCUCCGGCAGUGCCCAAAAGGUGCAGCAGGCCCUGACCCGCUCCAACAGCCUGUCCACCCCGCGGCCCACACGAGCCUCCCGGCUGCGGCGGGCCCGGCUGGGGGAUGCCUCGGACACAGAGUCUGCAGAGGGAGAACGGGGGGCCCCAGCCAACCCCGAGCCGGGGGUGCGGCCAGCUGCUGAGCAGGCCAAGAAGCUGUCACGCCUGGACAUCCUGGCCAUGCCCCGGAAGCGGGCUGGCUCCUUCACAGGGCCCAGCGACUCUGAGGUGGCCCCCGCCCGGGCCGGCUUCUCUGGUCGCAGCGUGGAGCUGCAUUGCGCCAGCCGCAAGCCCAGCAUGGCCGAGGCCCGGGCUGUUGCCCGGAAGGCCGCCAACUCUGUCAUGGCCCCCCACCAGCCCUUCAGCAGGGCCCGCCCGGGCAGCGCCCGAUACUCCUCACCCAACGCACGCCGUCGGCAGCAGGGCUCAGACUGCGCGUCCACCUCCGAGGAGGAGUACGGCUCCCACCACGGCUCCCCCAGGCACACGCGCUCCCACGCCUCAGCGGCCACGCAGACCCCCCGGGCGGGCAGCUCCGGCCGGGCCCGGCCUCGGGCCCCUGGCCUCCGGGACACAGACGAGGGGGAGGAAGAGCCCGACCCCUACGCCUUCAUUGUGCAGACGGCCGAGAUCGCCGAGAUCGCCAGGUGGGCGGCGCGGCGUGCGGGGUGCUGCCCCGGGCCGGAGCGCGCUCUGACUCAGGGCUUUCUUCCUUGCUUGUCGGGCAGACGGAUAGUGGGUGGAUGCGUAGAUGAUGGAUGGACAGGUGGGUGAGUGGCUGAUGGAAGAACGCAGACCUGCCUAGGAAGGAGGGGGCCUCUGGUGGGAGGAAGGCCUCCACCAAGAUCUUGAUUAAAGUGACCUCCCUCGUGUGGCCGAUCACUGGGAGUGUCACCCCAGGCCAGGUGCAGGGGAGGAUGGUGGGAGAGUGGCCUGCUGAGCCACAGUCAGGCUGGGUCCAGCCGGGCUUGUGGAGGGGCCAGGAGGAGCCCCGGGACUGGGGGAGUGCAAGCGUUUGGUGCUACAGAUGCCAGUUUGAGCCUGUGAGGCACCUGGAAAGGUGACCGGGGGCAGGCGGCUCCUGGGAGAGUGGCCAGACUGGGGGCGGGGCUUAGGCUUUGCCAGCACAGGGAUGGUGGCUGAGGCUGUGCGGCUGUGCAGGGAGGGUGUGGACAGUGGAAGAAAGGAGGGCCUGGUCGAGCUCAUGGGACG
Molecule: messenger RNA, 4735 nt
Organism: Manis javanica (Malayan pangolin)
Lineage: Eukaryota; Metazoa; Chordata; Mammalia; Pholidota; Manidae
Source: RefSeq, a predicted model, not a curated record